AAAAAUUACUCUGAUUACUCAUUUCGGUGUGUUUUAUCGCAUUUUACGUUCGGGGAGUGUUCCUUCCUUCUCUUUUGUUAUUCGGCUGACACGCAAGAUUUUGCCGUUAUCGCCUCCCUAAACUGUCAGAAAGUCCAGCUUGCUACUUGUUGACACAGUCUGUGAACAGCGGAAAUAUUAGACACCCGUUGGUCAGCAGUCAGCAACUUCCGUUUUCCAUCGAAUGACCAGGGACAAUGUCAAUUUUAAAUGGUUUUACUGGAAGAGACGCCAAUAUAUUGCAGACUCUAAAAGGACAUUUUAGCGAUAUAAAUUCCUGCGAUUUUGCACCUAACUUUACGCUAGUCACUGGUUCCAGUGAUAAAACCAUUAGAGUAUGGGACUGGAUAAAAGGUUCUGGUUAUGUAGAACGGCAAAAUUCACCUCUGCGAGGUCACAAAUAUCAAGUCACCUGUGUCAAAAUUUCACCUCAAGGUUCGAUGAUGGCGUCAUCCUCCGUAGACGGUACUGCCUUGUUAUGGAAUCUACAUUCACUGACAAAAUUAUACACCAUGACCCAGGUUAACGGGGACCCCAUAAGAGUGUGCAGUUUUUCACCUGAUAGCACUUUGCUGGUAACAGCAGGAGAUAAUGGAGCAGUUUGUAUCUGGGAUUUGGUGCACAGAAUAUUAGUUAGAACCCUUUUUGAACACGAAGGCACUACUCAAGGUCUAGCAUUUACCCCAGACUGCCAGUUUCUUGUUACAGCAUGUAGUUUAGAAGUCGUAAAAGUAUGGUACCUUCAAAAUCUAAUAGAUACAACUACUGAUAAUGUUUGCACGCCUAUUGUUAGGAUGGACAAUAUACACGAUAUGGGAGUCUUUUCUAUCGACAUAUCAAGACAUAUCGAAGUAGAUGAAAGUAAUCCUCUCAUUCGACAUUAUACCAUGGCCUCUGGCGGAUGUAACAACGAAAUUAAAAUCUGGAGGAUCACUUCAAAAGCCCUAGUUAAAAAUAAAAAUCACACUCACAACGAAGUAUCGUUUCAACAAGACAAAAUAUUGGACGGACACAACUCCUCGGUCACCUGCGUAAGGUAUAGCAAUGUUGGCGAAUAUUUGGUAUCUUCUAGUUUAGAUAAGUCAGUCAAGGUGUGGGAUACUAAUGGCACUUGUUUCGUAACACUUUAUGGUCAUCAGAGAUAUGUCAACAGUGUUGCAUUCUCUAAGGACAACUCGCUUGUAGUUUCAGGUUCCACAGGUUCCAACGACAAAGUACUCAUUGUGUGGGACUUGACUGGAAAUAUUGAUCUGGACACCGAACUUUUCGCCCCGAUAUCUAGCCCAAACGGUGGAGUUUUUGAAGUACAAAUGAGCCAAAGUUCAAAUCUGGAUAACAACGAUCCAGUACUAUUGGAAAAAAUCGAUGACAUUUUUGAGGGCGGUGUUAACAGUUGCUGUUUCCAUGGUACUAAUUUAUUAGCUACCGGAUCCGGGGAUAAAUUCGUUAGAUUGUUUCGCGUAACAGAGGAAAAUAACAAUAUAGAAGAAGUAUCCAAUUCUCCCCUAGAGGGACAUACAUAUGCUAUAAAUUACGUUGAAUUUUCUAAAGAUGGAAGUAGAUUGGCGUCUUCUUCAUUGGAUGGAUGUACUUUUAUCUGGGAUCCUGAAGUUGGUGAAAAACUCUCAUCUAUACCCAAAAACAGUUUAUCCAUUAAAGUGUGCAGAUUUUCGCCAAACGGAAAAUUUAUAGUUACCGGUGGAGACGACGAGAAAGCUGUUAUUUGGGACGUGGAAACGAUGAAUAGAGUCUCCGUUUUAGAAGGCCACCUAGAUACCAUAACUUCUGCCUGCAUCUCACCAGAUAACAAAAUGAUCGUAACCGCAUCAUGUAAUUCCGAUUUUAGAAUGUGGCUCGUUGAAAAUUAUAAAUGUAUAUAUGUUAAGGAGGAUGCGCACGACGGUGGGAUCCAGUGUUGUGACUUUUCAGAAAAUUUAGAACCGGUUCCUAACGUUGCUUAUGAAGGACAGUUGUAUUUAUUAUCAACUUGUGGUAACGAUAGUAUGGUAAAAUUAUGGAAAAUUAGUGUAGAAACGGCAGUUGAUAAUGAACUAAACUUUGAAACAAUUGAUGUUAAACUUUGGAGAUUGUUGCAAGGACAUGGGGGGAAUGUAAUAUCUGUCAGAUUUUCACCGACUGUUGGUGAAGUAGUUUGCUCGACUGCGACUGAUAGACAGGCUAGAUUAUGGUCUGUGUAUGGAGGUCAAUGCUUACACGUCCUUGACCACGACUCUAUAGUUACGUGCUGUUCGUUUAGUUUGGAUUGUUCGUUAUUAGCGAUUGGAUGUUUAGAUAGGACUCUAUGGAUAUGGAAGUUACCGCAGCAAUUGGUCUUUCAAACAGCCAUAGCUAAUAAACUGAGAAGUCGCACUAAAACAAUAGCAGAAUGGACUAAUCACGAUGUUAUCAAAUGGCUGGACGAAAUUGGUAUGUCUAGAAUAGCUGAAAACGUAAAAAACACAGGAUUAGAUGGAGAAAAAUUAUUAACUUUUUCGGAAAUCGAAGUUUGCUCAGGACUGGACCUUGAUGACGAGACGACUAGAGUAAUGAUAAACGAACUAAAGUGGCUUAAAAAAGUUGAAUUAAAGAUUCAAGCACCAGUAAAUGUAACUAUUCCUGAUGAAUUUCUAUGUCCAAUAACACAUGAAAUAAUGAGAGAACCAGUAACUUGUUCGGAUGGGUUUACGUAUGAGAAGAACGCUAUUGCUGAAUGGUUUAUGUCCGGUAAAUAUACCAGUCCCAUGACUAAUUGUACACUUGCCAAUACGAAUUUUUCUGCCAAUAUGGACGUGCGAGAUGCAAUAAUGAAGUUUUUAGAUGGAGAAGAAGAGGAAGACUAAGCUUAGUUUAAACUAUAACAUAAUAUUUUCUUAUCAACCUGAUAUAUUUUUAGUUAUUAGCAUCCUUGUUUAUAUAUUCUUAAAGUUGCUCAACCGACUAGACAAAAUGUGCUGCCAACUGGAGGACAAAUCGUGAAC
Sitophilus oryzae (rice weevil) is the source of this 3017-nucleotide messenger RNA. Its product is annotated as WD repeat, SAM and U-box domain-containing protein 1-like. The record is from RefSeq and is a predicted model, not a curated record. The transcript has 14 exons. Gene Ontology annotation, molecular function: protein binding; ubiquitin-protein transferase activity. Lineage: Eukaryota; Metazoa; Arthropoda; Insecta; Coleoptera; Curculionidae. The coding region runs from base 237 to 2879 and encodes 880 amino acids. Gene Ontology annotation, biological process: protein ubiquitination.